Messenger RNA from Anisakis simplex (herring worm), 210 nucleotides. The record is from the annotation of a GenBank genome assembly. NCBI's taxonomy places the organism in Eukaryota, Metazoa, Nematoda, Chromadorea, Rhabditida, Anisakidae.
AUGUACGUGAUUCCAUUCUCGAUGGGACCAGUUGGUGGACCGUUGUCGAAAAUCGGAAUUGAGAUAACCGACUCGAGCUAUGUGGUGUUGUCAAUGCGAAUCAUGACUCGUGUCUCGCCGCACAUAUGGGAUGUGCUCGGUGAUGGCGAUUUUGUGCGAUGUAUUCAUUCGGUUGGUUUGCCAAGACCUGUUAAAAGUAAGAAACCUUAA